UAAAAUUAAGGUUUAACUAUUCUCACAAUGAAUAAUAAACUACAAGGAAAAUACACUCUCAGAAAAUCGAAAGUUGUCGUCACUCGCCGCGCGUAUUACAAACUUAAAUGUUGGCGCCACUGAGCAAGCCACGUUGGAGUAUUAUGGAGGACCUAACGGCACAGACUAGUACGAAGUGCAUCACAAAUCACAAAAAAAAAAUCACAACAGCCAAAACAAAAAAUGGGCAAAAAAAUGUUGGUAACACCGGUGCGCUAAAAAAGCUUGCAAACUUCACGCACCUAACCUGCGCUGGACAUCGACUCGUCCGUAUCUCUAAACUCGGGGAAAAUGUAUAUUGAUUUUUCAAAGAAAAGUCAACCGAUGUAACAAAACACCGUUCGCGAAGUGUUUAUACGCGUAUAGAAGCGUCGCGGUCAAUGUGUAGUGUCGUCGAGAUGGUGCGACGGUGUUUCUCGUCGCGUUUCGAGUGAGAUCGGAGAGAGUGUCGCGUCGCUCGGCCGACGGCCCGGAGCCCGGCCGCGGCCAGGGCCUGGGCGCGCCAUGGACGCCGGCGCUGCUGACCCGCUGCGAGCGGCCAGGCCGGAGGAGGGCGAAGACAAACCGAAGCCGACGGAGAGCCAGGACGACGGUUACGAGACGAGCAACAGCGGCGAGGCGGCGCGCCGCAAGCCCUCCAGCGCGGAGGGCUCGCCCGCGCCGCCCCCCGAGCCGUCCCCACCUCCCGACCCCCCCUACGAGCCACUUCUGCGUCACUAUCCAGAUCCUGAGCCAGAGCCGUACCGCCACUUCGAACCCCCCGCGCCCCCGCAACCCCAACCCGAACCACAGUACCAACACUUCUUUCCGAAGUACAACGACCCGUACGCGUUCAAGCGCGAGCCAGAUGCGCCGUACGACAUGAGCCAACACCAUCAGCACCAACACCAGCACCCGCAUCACCAGCAGCACCAGUAUGGGCCGCCGGGGAAGCGGGACGAAGACUUAUACAACGGCAUCAAGAGGGAGUGCGACGACCCGUACUCGUUCGUCGAGGAGGAAGCGAUGUGCGCGAUGCUGGGCCAGCCCCCGCACCACGGGAUGCCCCCGCACAUGCAGCACCACGAGCAGCACCCGCACAUGAUGCACCCGCAGCAGAUGAUGCUCAACCAACCCAAAAAGAGAGGGCGCAAGAAGAAAAUCAAAGACGAAAAUGGCAUGGAGAUAAAAGCGGAGCCUGGAAUGGAGGGCGCGCUGGUGGCGCGGCCGGUGAAGGAACGCAAGAAGCACGACCGGUUCAACGGGAUGAGCGAGGAGGAGGUCUCCCGGCGGACGCUGCCCGACCAUCUCACAGAGAACCUGGACAUCAUCAUUAUUGGAAUCAACCCUGGACUGUUCGCUGCGUACAAGGGCCACCACUACGCUGGACCAGGGAACCACUUCUGGAAGUGUCUGUACCUGUCCGGCCUCACCAGGGAGCAGAUGAGCGCUGAUGAGGAUUACAAGUUAUUGAACUUCGGCAUCGGUUUCACGAAUAUGGUCCCGCGGGCGACCAAAGGCUCGGCGGACCUCACGCGGCGGGAGAUCAAGGAGGGCUCCGCGAUACUGCUGGAGAAACUGCAGACCUUCCGGCCCAAGGUGGCCGUGUUCAACGGAAAGCUUAUAUACGAGGUGUUCUCUGGCAAGAAGGACUUCUGCUUCGGGAAACAACCAGACACAAUUGCGGGCACUAACACUUACAUGUGGGUGAUGCCGUCGUCGUCUGCGCGGUGCGCACAGUUGCCACGCGCAGCCGACAAGGUCCCGUUCUACGCAGCGCUGAAGAAAUUCCGCGACUACCUGAACGGACUCGUGGCGCACGUCGACGAGGCCGAGCUCGUGUUCCCCGACAACACCAGCCGCCGGCCACAGGAGGAGAUGGAGAUCCGCAGACUGACGAUGGAGCCGGAGCCGGGCGACACCAUCAUCCUCGAGGACGGCACGGAGGUCCCGCUCAAGAAGAAGCGGGGCCGCCCCAAGAAGGUGAAGCUGGAGAACGGCGAGGUGGCGCCCCCCGCGCCCCGCGCGCCCCGCCAGCCGCGCCCCCCGCCCGCGCCCGACGCCGACCAGCCGCCCAAGAAGAAGCGCGGCCGCCCCAAGAAGAUCCGCCCCGAGGACCAGCAGUUCCUCCUGCAGCAGCAGCAGCAGCAGGUGCGUCUCAUGCAGGCGAACGCAAUGCUCCAACCACAGCUGCCGUCGCUGCAGCCGCUGCCCCACGAGGCGCCCUACCUCGGCCACAGCGAGUUCCAGAGUCAACUGCCGUCGCCGCUCGGGCAGAGCUCGCUGCUGUACCAGCACCAACAGCACCAGCAUCCGCAUCAACAGCCGCCGCACCAGCAGCACCAGCAGCCGCUCUCAGACGGCUCCUCGUACUUCCAGCCUCCAGGCUCUGGCGUUGGGCCGGGCUUGGAGUCGCCGCUGGACGUGUCGGGCGCGCUGCUGGGCCGCGGGUACGGGUCGCCGGGCGCGGGGCCCGCGGGGCCCGCGGGGCCCGGGGGCGCGGGGCCCGGCGGCCCGGGGGGCGCGGGCUACGCCGCGUCGCCGCGCGCCGUGUACGCGUCGCCGCGCUCCCAGGGAUACUCGCCCGGACCCGCGCGCCCGGCCGGCACUCCGCAACCACAGUACCCGUCGAGUCCCGCGGCAUUCUCCGCGCCGUCCCCGCCGCGCGCCGGCUACGGGUCGCCGGCGGGGCGCGGCGGGGGCGGGCCCGGGGCGGGCGCGGGCGCGGGCCCCGGCGGGGGCGGGGGCGGGGCGCCGGGCCCCGCGGGGGGCGCGUCGUUCGCCGGCCGCAGCCCGCUGUACUCGCACAGCCCGGCGCCGUACCUGCAGCAGGCCAGCCCGGCCGCGCCGCCGCGCUACUCGCAAUCCCCGCACCCGCACCACCCCCACGCGCACCCCUACUCGAGGUCGCCCGCGCCACAGGCGCAGGCGCGGCCGUACUCACGGUCCCCGGCGCCGGUGGGGGGCGGGGCGGGGGGCGCGGGGCCCGCGGGCGGCACCACCCCGUUCCCCGCGGCGUCCCCCGCGGGGGCGGCGGGGGCGGGGCAGGGGGCCGGGGCGCUGCACAGCUACACGCCGUCGCCCGCACACACGCCCUACAGCCAGCACUCCUCACCGGCGCCCGCCUCGCGCACGCCCACCUACGCGGACUCGCACCACUUCACGCAGUACACGAUGGCGGUGCGGGGUCGGCAGGGAGGAGGCGGGGGCGCGUUCGGCGGCGAGCUGUCGAGCGACAUCGGGGCGGCCAUCUCGUCGCCGGGCCCCGUGUCCCCCGGCAUGGCCGCGCUCGACUUCGAGCCCCCGAGGGACCCCGACGCCAGCCCCAUGGGCAGCACCGACAUGCACCCCGGCAGCAACAGCAACUCCUCGCUCUCCGACUACAACAAGACGAACCCGGGCGUGAGCGAGAUGUCCCCGGCGGGCGUGGCGCCGGGCGGGUUCGGGGGCGCGCUGUACGAGGGCGAGGCGCGGCUCGGGGCCCCGGGGGGCGCGGCGGGGGGCGCGGGGGGCGCGCCGGGGCCCGCACCCGCCGCGGGGCCCGACGCGCGCCUCUACCACCACGCGCUGCCCCACCACUCGCCCGACCACGACAAGACCGACCACUACCACUACCAGGACCAGGGCAAUGGUGUGGCAGAGAGUCCACGGUUAGACCAGCUACAUCAGCAUCCCUCCAUGUAUCCUAGCAAUUUUAACAGGUCGACGCCCCCGGGCGGGGGCGCGGGGGGCGGCGAGGCGUUCUCCCCCGGGUUCCGCCCCCCCGAGCACCACGCGCCCGCCUCCCCCGCGGAGUACGCGCCCAAGACCAAGUCGCAGGACGUCGCCUCCAAGUCGCUGUCGGGGCUGGAGUCGCUCGUCGACCAGAUCCCCUCCAUCGCGGAGGGCCCGGGCGGCGCGGCGGGCGUGGCGGGGGGCGCGGGGCCCGUGGGGGGCGCGGCGGGGGGCGAGCAGCCCCCUCCCGCUCCCGCGCCCUCGCUGCCCGACUACGCGCCCGCGCUCUACGGGCCCUACGGCGCAUACGGCGGGGCGCCCUACGCCAACAACGGGUACGGCACGCCGUUCGUGGGGUACGGCGGCGGGUGGGGCACGGCCGUGAUGCGGCCCACGCCCGGGUACCUCUCCGAGUGGCAGUACGGGUACCCCGCCGGGGUGCCCGCCUCCUACGCGCCCUACAACGCCACCUACUACAACGGCUACGGCGCGCCGCCGCCAGCGCACCACCAGCAGGCCCACUACCUGUCGGCGCCGCCGCUCAUCGACCUGCACAAGAACGGGGACGCGCCCGUGCCCGCCGUGCCCUCCGUGCCCUCCGUCGGGUUCGGCGGCUUCUGUUAG
This is a messenger RNA of Achroia grisella, 4356 nucleotides long. It is a transcript of the gene Tdg, whose product is annotated as collagen alpha-1(I) chain. Gene Ontology annotation, cellular component: nucleus. The transcript has 17 exons. The record is from RefSeq and is a predicted model, not a curated record. NCBI's taxonomy places the organism in Eukaryota, Metazoa, Arthropoda, Insecta, Lepidoptera, Pyralidae. Gene Ontology annotation, molecular function: DNA binding; mismatch base pair DNA N-glycosylase activity. Gene Ontology annotation, biological process: base-excision repair, AP site formation. Bases 544 to 4356 code for a protein of 1270 amino acids.